Messenger RNA from Arabidopsis arenosa, 950 nucleotides. The record is from the annotation of a GenBank genome assembly. Lineage: Eukaryota; Viridiplantae; Streptophyta; Magnoliopsida; Brassicales; Brassicaceae.
AUAAAAUAAGUGUGAAAUUAAUAAAAUGUUGUUACCACUUAGGUCAAAAGGUCACUCGCCCCACCUUGAAUCUCAGAGAGAGUAAAGUCAGAAAAUAAAGUUUGGUAACUUUUACUUCCGACCUGAAAGUCCCCACUCCCCACACCUUGACAUGGUCAUGGAUCCCAAGAAGAAACCAAACAGAGAUCGACACCUUAAAGUCGAAGGAAGAGGUCGAAGAGUUAGGUUACCUCCACUUUGUGCAGCGAGGAUUUAUCAAUUGACUAAAGAAUUAGGUCACAAAUCAGAUGGUGAGACUCUUGAAUGGUUGCUUCAACAAGCUGAGCCAUCUAUAAUCUCUGCUACUGGAAAUGGAAUCAAACCCAUUGGAACCACCACCACUGAGUCUGUCUCUCAACCUCCUCUCACGGCGGAUUUGAUGGUUAGUCAUAACGUUGAAGGAGCUUCAAGGACUCAAAUGGGGGCAAAUGAAACAGAGCAAACCACUGGAGGGUUUGAUUUGAAUUACGGAAUUGGUUUUGGUUUCAAUGGUGUUUCAGAGAUUGGUUUUGGAAAUAAUCAAACGCAUGGACUUGAAUUAGGUUUGUCUCAUGUUGGUGUUUUGAAUCCACAGGUUUAUCAACAAAUGGGUCAAGAACAGUCUAGGGUUCUUCAUCAUCAUCAUUCUUAUGAAGAUGAGCAACAGAGUGCAGAGAAAAAUGGUUCUUAAAGCUCAAACCUUUAAAUGGCUUUUACUUAGAUUUGCAUAUAUAAAUUUAGUGAGAAUAUGAUUGCUGAAUUCUCAAACUUGAUAACUUUCAAGGAAAUGCAUUUUGUGGCACAAUGUGCUUAUUCAUAGCUUAUUUUACUUAGGUCAGCAAGAGAACAUUGGUUCUCAAAGCUCAAACCUUUAAUGGCUUUUACUUAGAUUGUGCAUAUAUAUAGUGAGAGGAUAAAUUAUGCUUUUGCUG